This is a messenger RNA of Lathyrus sativus (Indian pea), 567 nucleotides long. The record is from the annotation of a GenBank genome assembly. Lineage: Eukaryota; Viridiplantae; Streptophyta; Magnoliopsida; Fabales; Fabaceae.
AUGGGAGGUGGUAAGGACAAGCAUGAUGAAUCUGACAAAGGGAUCUUUUCACAUCUUGCUCAUGGUGUAGCUGGUGCUGCACAUGGUGGAGGUUACCCUCCACAACAUGGAUAUCCUCCGCAGCAAGGGUAUCCUCCGCAACAUGGGUACCCUCCACAACAAGGGUAUCCACCAGCUGGGUAUCCUCCGCAACAAGGAGGGUAUCCACCUGCCGGAUAUCCACCACAACAAGGCUACCCGCCUGCUGGGUAUCCUGGUUCUUCUGGUCAUGGUGCUCCAGGGUCUCAUGGACACGGUGGACACGGUGGUAUGGGAGCAUUGCUUGCUGGGGGUGCAGCUGCUGCUGCCGCUGCUUAUGGUGCUCAACAUCUCUCCCAUGGUUCUCAUGGCCACCAUCCACAAGGCGGCUAUGCACAUGGUGGGUAUGGUCAUGUUGGUGCCCACAUGCCCCACGGAAAGUUCAAGGGUGGAAAGCAUGGCAAGUUCAAGGGUGGAAAGCAUGGCAAGUUCAAGGGUGGAAAGUUUGGCAAGCAUGGAGGCAAGCAUGGAUUCAUGAAGUGGAAGUAA